AUGAGAAGGAAACCACUGGAUACACCCCUGUUUUCUCUUCAACCAUCAAUCAAUGAUGAAUUAAAUUCAUCAUUUGCAUACAACUCAGUUCCAAGUUCUACACAAUCCAAUAGUCGCCAUCAAUCAAAUCCCCAUCGAAUAUCGACAAGUUACAUUUUUAGUAUCAAAAAGAAAGUUCGAACCAUCAAUGAAAGUCAAUCUGAUUUAUCUUCAAAUGAUACAGCAAGUAUAGCAUCAUCUGGUACUCAACAUUCAACUUCUAGUUCUCGUAUAGCGAAAACUUUAACCAAUAGAUCAACUUCAUCUUUAAUACCAAAUUCAACAACAAGUAUCAUACCCAAUCAUCAAAUAUCACAAUCAACCCAUAAUCGUAAUGCAUCUGCAUUUAGUAUAUCAACGUCAAAUUCAACUGAAACAAUAGUAGGCAAAAAGUCAUUAAAUAAAAAACCAACCCAUACGUCAAUAAUAUCUAUGCCAAUAUCUUCUGAUGCCACCCUUUUAUCUACAGGCUCAAAAUUGGAAAAACCAGAAUCAAUAUAUGAAAUAAAUCGUAUGUUUAAAGAGUUGAUGGAAAAACGAGAUUUUAGAUCUUUACCUCCACUAGCAAAACAAUCAAUGAUGAAUUAUCAUGAAGACAAGAAAUGGACGUUGAUUAGUCAAGAUAUAAUUGCCGAGAAAAAUCGUCAGGAACGUAUGGUUGCAAGUAGAGAUGAUGCAGGAGCUGUAACUUCUCCUGAAUGGUAUACUAAAAAAUUAUUAUCAAAAACUAUACUGGCUGAUCAAUUAAAAAAUCUUUGGGUGUCUUUAAGAACUGAACCUAUAGAUUGGGUAAGAAAUUUCAUUUAUGAUUGUCAAGGUGAUGCAUCCUUAUCAGCAUAUUUAAUUAAAGUUCAAGAAGAAAUUACCAAUACAGAACAUAAUGAUAUUAAUGCCGAAAUCUUUGAUCGAGAAUUUAAUACUCUUAAAGCAUUAAAAUGUAUGAUGAAUCAAAAAUUAGGAGCAGAAAGAGUUAGACAUGAUGUUGAUUUAUAUGUAACUGCCAUUUCUGGAUCAUUAUUAUCUCCUAGAAUAGUCACACGAAAAAUAGCGGCGGAAUCAUUAACAUUUAUGAUUGCUUAUUAUGGUACUAAUAAUAAUGGUGAUCAUGGGAAAUAUUAUAAAAUAUUGAAAGCUUUAGAUUCAAUACCUAAUAAACCUCAUUUUGAAUUUGAAAAUUUCAAACCAGGAGAUUCACUCAAGACUCCAAGACGAUUGGUUAGAAAACCACCUGCACCAGAACAAUAUAAAAGAUUUGAACUUUGGUUGAAGUUAGUUAGCAAAACAAUAGAUGGAAGAGGGAAAUAUAUGAAUUCAUUAGUUGGGGCAAGUGAAGAUUUUAAAUCCGCUCAUGUCGGAUCUUCAGCUACAAGUUUGGAGAAUCAUUUAAUCGAAUAUUGUUUGGGUACUAUGUUAUUAAUAAAUACAAUUGUCGAGUAUGGAUCAGAUUAUAGAAUGAGGAUUCAUUUACGAGCACAAUUCAAUGCAGCUGGGUUAACUCACUUACUUGACAAGUUUCAAGAUUUAGGUUAUGAUAGUUUGAAUCAACAAUGUUCUAAAUUUAUGCAAAUGGCUCAAGAUGAUGAAGAAGAAUUAAAGAGUAGAGAACAAAUUGAUGAGAAUUUAGAUUUUAAUAACCCAGUUGAGUUGAUACUGUCAAUAUGGGAGAAUGUACAAGAUUCCCAAGCUCAAGGGUAUUUGUUAAGUGCAAUUCAACAUCUUUAUUUAACUCAAUAUGAAAAACAUCAUGAUAUAAAUGAAAUGACGAGGAGUUUACGACUCUUGGAUGGAUUAAUUCAAAAAGUAACUUUGGCACAAACUACAAAUGAAGAAUCGGCAAUGUCUAGAGCCAUUCAACAAUUAACUUCCAUGAUGACUACUGAUGAUAUGUAUCAAAAAGCCGUGAACGAAGCAAGAAAUUAUCAACGAAUGGCUGAAGAAGCCAUUUCUGAACGAGAUGAGAUUUCAAGACAAUUGUCAAUGGGUGCAGAAGGAAUGAUUAGUAGUUUGAGUAAUGAAUUACAAGAAACUGAAAGUGUAUUACUGCGAACAAGAAUAAGGGCAGAUGAAUUAAAUGCUGAAUUGGAUGAAUUAAAGCGGAAACAUUUACAAGAAAAACAAGAACAAGAAUUAGAAAUGAGAGAAUUAUUAAUCAUGUUGAAUAAUGCAGAGAUUGAAACAAAGCAUUCAGAUGGUAAAACAUCAGUUUCAUUAAAGACAACAAAUGAAGAAUUGGCAAAUAAAUUAAAGAAACAAAUUUAUAGAAGACGUACUCAAUACAAAUUGGAUAAUAGAAAAUUUGGUACUCAAGUUGAACCUCUGAGACGUUUACAAGCAUUAAGAGAUCAAAUGGGUGAUAUUGAGAAUAUGGCACGUGAAUUAGAAAUGACAGAAUUUGAAGUCUAUUCUGAUCCUACAACUCCACGUAAUCAAUCCGAAUCAGAAGAUGAAUAUGAAAGUGAAAGUGAAGAAUCCGAAUCUGAACCAGAACCAGAACCAGAACCAAUAUUUUCAUCAGAACCUAAACGAGCUGCGAGAAAUGAUGAUUUAGUCAAACUAGAUCAAUUGCGGAAGAAAUUGGCUAGUUUACAGAGUGAAUCUAAUGAUAUUAUGAAAUAUAACAAUAGCGCCAUGUUUAGUCGUCAAAAAUAUUUGGCUAUGGAAAGAUUACGUGAAUUGGAGAAUAAUUUCAAAGAUUUCAAUAUUGAUUUUUCAACUAAUGAAGAAGAUAAUAAAGUAGUGGAACAAAAUCAAUCAUUUGGAAAUGGAUCAGAUAUGGAUGCAUCUAUUCGAGAUAAGAUCAAAGAAGAAUGGGAAGAAGUGGCAAGAUUGAAUCGUGAACUUAAGAAGAAAUUAGAGGAGGUUGAUUCUGAGAAGAAAAAGAAACGUGGAAGUAAAUCAAUCAAUAGACGAUCCAUUAUCGAUAGAAUUGAAGAUAAAUAUAUUAGAGGAAAGGUUACGAUGGAAAGGGCUGGAGAUGUGGUUAGCUCUAGCCCAGGAACUAGUGAACGUAAGAGAAGGAACAGAAUGACUAGUAUUGGAGCGAUGGAUCCUAAAUUCUUGCAAGAGUUAAGUAGUAAGGUUGCCAAAGCUCCAGCUAUACCUACAACCACAGAAGAAGAGGAAGAAGAUGGAAAGGGACUGGAAGAUCAUGAAUCUGCAACUACUGCUUCAACUUCUCCUACUGUUACAACUGAAGAGACGGUCGAAUCUAAACCUGAAACUACGUCUGCGGCACCACCACCACGACCAGUGACACCAAUGCUUGGUGGAUCAGAUUCAUCUUCAGCACCAGCACCACCACCUCCACCACCACCACCUCCUCCUCCAUUGCCACCAAUGCUUAGUGAAUCAAGCUCAUCUGAUGCACCUCCAGCUCCAGCUCCACCACCACCACCUCCACCAUUGCCGCCAAUGCUUAGUGGAGCAUCGUCGCCAUCUGCACCUCCUCCACCUCCACCACCUCCUCCUGGAUUCUUGAAUGGUGGGGUUAUCCCACCAGCCCCUCCAUUACCAUCUAUGAGUAAACCAGGUUCACCAAUGAUACAACAACAGCCAAGAUCUUCGAUGAUUUUAGACAAUAUCCCAAGACCAAAGAAAAAAUUGAAACAAUUGCAUUGGGAAAAACUUGAUCGUAACCAAGCACAGAAUUCCUUCUGGAAAGAUCCAAAUACUCGUACGAUUGCUAAUGAAUUAAUGUCCAAGGGUAUUUUCGAUGAAAUUGAAUUAAUUUUCUCAGCAAAAGAAAUUAAGAAAUUGGCAACUAAGAAGAAAGACGAAGUUGAUAAAGUUUCUUUCUUAUCUCGUGAUAUGGCACAACAAUUUAGUAUCAAUUUACAUGCUUUUAGUUCAUUAUCUGAUGAAGAAUUAGUUUCAAAAAUCUUAAGAUGUGAACGUGAUAUUUUACAUAAUACUGCUGUAUUGGAAUUCUUUAGUCGAGAAGAAAUUGUGGAAAUUUCAAAUACUUUGGCAAGAAAUUUGGAACCAUAUUCUACGGAUUAUAAGACUGAUGGAGAAGUUUCAAAACCUGAUAAAGAUCCAAAUGAAUUACAAAGGGCUGAUAGAAUAUAUUUGGAAUUGAUUUAUAAUUUACAACAUUAUUGGAAAUCCAGAGUUAGAGCCUUGUCGGUUAUUGCCAAUUAUGAGAAAGAUUAUGAAGAUUUAGUUGAAAAGUUAAGAUCGAUUGAUGAAGCAGUUGAAGGAAUUAAACAUUCUAAACAUUUAAAGAGUGUAUUUGAGAUCAUUUUGACGGUUGGUAACUAUAUGAAUGAUAGUACCAAACAAGCACAUGGGUUUAAAUUAAGUUCAUUGCAAAGAUUGAGUUUUAUGAAGGAUGAUAAGAAUAGUAUGACUUUCUUGCACUAUGUUGAAAAAAUUAUUAGAACCCAAUAUCCUGAUUUAUUGGACUUUAUAGAAGAAUUAGCCAGGUGUCAAGAUAUUGCCAAAUUUUCAAUUGAAAAUAUUAAGAAUGAUUGUCGUGAUUAUGCCGCAUCUAUCAAGAAUGUUCAAAGUUCGCUUGAUAUUGGUAAUUUGAGUGAUAUUUCCAAGUUCCACCCUGAAGAUAGAAUCUUGAAAGUAAUAUUGCCAGUCUUGCCUAGAGCAAAGAGAAAAGCGGAGUUGUUAAUUGAUCAAUCAAAGUAUACCAUGAAGGAGUUUGAUGAUUUAAUGAUUUAUUUCGGUGAAGAUCCAAAUGACCAAUUUGUUAAGAAUUCGUUUAUUUCCAAGUUUUCCAACUUCAUUACUGACUUCAAACGUGUACAAAAGGAGAAUAUGAAACGGGAAGAAGAAAUCAGACUCUAUGAGCAAAGAAAGAAAUUACUUGAAACACCACAAAGACCCAAAACUAAUGGCAAUGAGGACAACAACAGUGGUGAAGAUAGUGAAUACAACGUUAUGGAUUCUCUUUUGGAAAAAUUAAAAGCCGGUGGUAAUAAAGGUGAUGCACCAUCAGCUAGGAAACGUGCAUUGAUUAGAAAACAAUUAUUGGAGAAUCAAAGAAGACCGUCUCCAACUAAGAAACCACAGGAAAAUGAAGAACAAGAAAAAGCUACUGGAGAGAACAGCACAGCCGCGGAUUCAGAAAUUUCAAAUACUUCUCAAAGUGAACAAGAUACCAGUUCUAAUGACCCAGAUGUAACCUCAAGAGCAAGAAAUCUUUUGCAAGAACUAAGAGGAAGCAAUGACGAGAUUCAAGCCAGUGAGAAACUUUCUGCGGCACAAAAGUUUAGACAGGAAAGAUUAAGACGAAAGAUCGCUAAUUCAGGAGGGGAUCUCAUCGAUCAGGAAGAGGCAAAUGAAGGAUAA
Messenger RNA from Hemisphaericaspora subhashii, 5340 nucleotides. It is a transcript of the gene BNI1, whose product is annotated as formin. The transcript has a single exon. Gene Ontology annotation, biological process: mitotic actomyosin contractile ring assembly; actin filament bundle assembly; barbed-end actin filament capping. NCBI's taxonomy places the organism in Eukaryota, Fungi, Ascomycota, Pichiomycetes, Serinales, Debaryomycetaceae. The coding region runs from base 1 to 5340 and encodes 1779 amino acids. Gene Ontology annotation, cellular component: cell division site; mating projection tip; cellular bud neck. The record is from RefSeq and is a predicted model, not a curated record. Gene Ontology annotation, molecular function: small GTPase binding; actin binding.